Messenger RNA from Macadamia integrifolia, 1408 nucleotides. Its product is annotated as protein STRICTOSIDINE SYNTHASE-LIKE 10-like. Gene Ontology annotation, biological process: biosynthetic process. The record is from RefSeq and is a predicted model, not a curated record. Gene Ontology annotation, molecular function: strictosidine synthase activity. Bases 85 to 1200 code for a protein of 371 amino acids. NCBI's taxonomy places the organism in Eukaryota, Viridiplantae, Streptophyta, Magnoliopsida, Proteales, Proteaceae. The transcript has 3 exons.
UGUAAGACCCCUAGAGAGAGAGAGAGAGAAUCAGAGAUCCAUUUUGCAUCAGUGCAUUACUUUACUGCAAUACCCUCUGAAACUAUGAAUUUGAAGCUAAUCUUAACUGCAACAAUUCUUGCAGUCCUCUCCAUUUUCGUCACACAAAACCCUACUCUGUUUUUUCUUCCACCAUCAAUUCCUGGAUCGCAUGACCAGCUUCAAGCUGCAGAGGUAAUCCCAGUAGUUGGAGCUGUUGGACCAGAAAGUCUCGCAUUCGAUCCCAACGGCGAUGGCCCUUACACCGGGGUUGCCGAUGGUCGAAUCCUCAAAUGGCAAGGACAAGCCCAAGGCUGGACUGAGUUUGCUGUUACCUCUCCACAAAGGAAGGAUUGUGAGCGCCCUUUUGCACCGGAGAUGGAGCAUGUUUGUGGGAGGCCAUUAGGAUUGAAAUUUCAUCCAAAGACGGGAGAUCUGUACAUUGCUGAUGCUUAUUUUGGGCUUCAUGUGGUAAACCCAGAUGGAGGUUCAGCUACCCAAUUGAUAACCGAAGCUGAAGGUGAGCCCUUUCGAUUCACCAACGAUAUGGACAUCCAUGAAGAAGAAAAUGCGAUCUAUUUCACUGAUACAAGUACAGUCUUUCAGAGAAGGCAGUUCAUGGUAGCUGUUUUAAGCAUCGACAAGACGGGGAGAUUGAUGAAAUACGACAUCUCUAACAAAGAAGUGACGGUGUUGCUGAGAGGGCUUGCUUUUGCCAAUGGUGUGGCACUGAGCAAAGAUCGCUCCUUUGUGCUUGUAGCUGAAACAACCACUUGCAGGGUCAUCAGGUAUUGGCUUCAAGGUCCUAAAGCAGGAAGUCAUGACGUCUUCGCCGAGCUUCCUGGGUUUCCUGAUAAUGUUCGAAGGAAUUCGAAAGGGGAAUUCUGGGUUGCUUUACAUGCGAAGAAGGGAAUUUUAACGCAUUUGAUUCUGUCAAACAGUUUCAUUGGGAAGACAUUGUUGAAGCUUCCCUUAAGUUUUAAGAACUUGCAUUCGAUGUUUGUUGGGUUUAAGGUUCAUGCAACUGCUGUGAAGCUGAAUGAAGAGGGACAAGUUGUUGAGGUGUUAGAAGAUUGUGAAGGAAGGACUUUGAAAUUUAUUAGUGAGGUUGAGGAGAAGGAUGGAGAUUUGUGGAUUGGGUCUGUGUUGAUGCCCUUCAUGGCCAGGUAUAAGCAAUACUAGAACCUCCAGAAUUUUGAUGUCAUUAAUUGCCUAUGUAGCAGCAUGUGUGUAAUGAAUAGAAUGGUAACGAAUUGUAAAAACUAAGAUGUUUAUUAGGUAAUCCCAUCUAGCUGAUUACUCUUCAUAAUAUCUCUCUUGUAGUGAUGGCCUCUGUGUUUCUUUGGCUCUUUUUUUAAGCCAGAACUGUUGGUGCAGCUAUUUUAUCAAA